Cloeon dipterum is the source of this 616-nucleotide messenger RNA. RefSeq names its product ribosomal protein S15 (gene RpS15). Bases 144 to 587 code for a protein of 147 amino acids. The record is from RefSeq and is a predicted model, not a curated record. Gene Ontology annotation, molecular function: RNA binding; structural constituent of ribosome. Gene Ontology annotation, biological process: ribosomal small subunit assembly; translation. NCBI's taxonomy places the organism in Eukaryota, Metazoa, Arthropoda, Insecta, Ephemeroptera, Baetidae. The transcript has 4 exons. Gene Ontology annotation, cellular component: cytosolic small ribosomal subunit; ribosome.
UGGAAGUAAAACCUCCUUGAAUGUAUUCCAUCCACAGCCUGGCCCACUCAAGGCUCCCCGUUCCCCCACUCCCUCAUUCCAAACAUAGUGUGUGUGUGUGUGUGAACAUCGUGUUUCUUCGUUGAAAUCGACUCACAGCAACCAUGGCUGACGGUGAGGACACAACUAAGAAGAAGAGGGCUUUCCGCAAAUACACCUACAGAGGUGUAGAUUUGGACCAGCUGCUGGACAUGCCAGCGGAACAACUCAUGGAGCUCAUGCAUUGCAGAGCUCGCAGGAGGAAUUCCCGUGGUCUCAAGCGCAAGCCGAUGGCCCUCAUCAAGAAGUUGAGGAAGGCCAAGAAGGAGGCUCCCGCCAACGAGAAGCCAGAAGUUGUGAAGACUCACCUUCGCAACAUGAUUGUUUUGCCCGAGAUGGUUGGUAGCAUCGUUGGCGUUUAUAACGGCAAGACCUUCAACCAGGUCGAAAUCAAGCCUGAAAUGAUUGGACACUACUUGGGAGAGUUCAGCGUGACGUACAAGCCUGUCAAGCACGGCCGACCAGGUAUUGGUGCCACUCACAGCUCUAGAUUUAUUCCUCUGAAGUAAAAUUCCUCAUUUUUGGUUCAAAACUUAAA